Messenger RNA from Penicillium brasilianum, 1485 nucleotides. The record is from the annotation of a GenBank genome assembly. NCBI's taxonomy places the organism in Eukaryota, Fungi, Ascomycota, Eurotiomycetes, Eurotiales, Aspergillaceae.
AUGUCUACUGCCGAAACGAAGGAGAAGGGAGCUGAUGUGACGCCUGAGAAUGGCGAGACGUCGCCUGCCUCUAGUAGUAUUGCUGAAUUUGCGGGUGUUAAUGAGAAAAAGCUGCUUCGAAAGCUGGAUCUUCAUUUGCUUCCACCCAUGACGCUUCUAUAUCUUUUGUCAUUUCUGGACCGCAGCAAUGUGGGCAAUGCCCGCUUGGAAGGAAUGACGACCGAUAUCAAAAUGACUGGUGAUCAGUACUUGACCGGCCUUACCUUAUACUUUAUCGGAUAUGUCCUGUUUGAAGUGCCCGCAAAUACGGUCUUGAAGUUGACUAGACCGAGCAUCUGGCUACCGACUCUCACGCUGAUAUGGGGGGUGGUUGCAACUCUCUUGGGCGUGGUCCAGAAUUAUCCUGGGUUCCUCGCCUCUCGGUUCUUUCUCGGUGUCGCCGAGAGCGGCCUUUUCCCAGGUGUCGUCUUUUAUCUUUCCAUGUGGUAUAAGCGCAAUGAGCAGCAUUACCGGGUUGCUCUGUUCUUCUCUGCGGCCUCAUUGGCGGGUGCCUUUGGUGGUAUACUUGCAUGGGGUAUCGCGCACAUGAAUGGUGUCGGUGGAUACAGUGGAUGGCGCUGGAUCUUUAUCUUGGAAGGACUUUUGACCAUUGUUGUAUCGGUCAUUGCAUACUUCUGGGUCCACAAUUAUCCGACAACGGCCAAGUUCCUGACGAACGAGGAGCGAGAAUACAUACAGUUCCGCUUAAAGAAUGACAAUGACUCGACUCGUGAUGAGACCUUUUCCUGGUCCGCAGUCCUCGAUGCGUUCAAAGACCCGAAGGUGUGGCUGUAUGGUCUCGGCUUCCACUCAUUGAGCCUGCCACUCUACACUCUUUCUUUGUUCCUGCCGACCAUUAUCAAAGAGCUUGGUUAUAGUGCGGCACAAGCUCAGCUGCUGACGGUACCACCUUACGCCAUCGCCACUAUGAUGACUGUUGGCGUCGCCGUUCUCUCCGAGAAAACCCGACGACGAGCCCCCUUCAUCAUGGGCUCCUCUUCUCUAGCUUGUAUUGGUUACAUUAUUCUACUCUCGCAACACCGAGCAGGAGUAAGCUAUGUGGGCACAAUCUUCGCCGCGGCGGGAAUCUAUCCUGCCGUUGCAAUCGUGCUAUCAUGGCCAGCGAACAAUGUUUCCGGACAGACUAAACGUUGUAUCGCCAACGCCCUUCAAAUUUCCAUUGGCAAUCUCGGGGCAGUGCUUGGAACACAGUUGUAUCGGACGGAGACAAGCCCCCGGUUCUUCUUGGGACAUGGUUUUGCUCUCGGAUACCUAGUGGCUAAUAUCAUCGUCGUUGCGGUGACCUGGUGGGUUCUUAAACGGGCGAAUGCUAAGAAAGCUGUGGAAAGAGAGCAGAAAGGCCUUCGUCCGUUGAUGGGCGAUGUUGGGGAUGCGGAAGGAGAGUUCCUUGGUGACCGCGACCCUCGCUGGGUGUUCCAGACCUGA